This is a messenger RNA of Linum trigynum, 1522 nucleotides long. The record is from the annotation of a GenBank genome assembly. NCBI's taxonomy places the organism in Eukaryota, Viridiplantae, Streptophyta, Magnoliopsida, Malpighiales, Linaceae.
UUCGACAUUCUGUAAUUAUCUAUCUCAAAAACGGUUUCCCCAAAAUCAACUUCAAUUGCAAUAUUGCAGUCGACGACUCGACGUGUUGUCUCCUCAAUGCAAGGCAAGCUAUACGUGGCAACACAACCAAGAGCCAACCAGCAAGAUCAUUAUUUAACGUCCUCUUCUCAAUUCUCAUCAUCAUCUGUCGUCGGUAAAUUCAAUCACCACCGCACCGCCGCUCCCCACUCCAGCUUCUUAAUUCGUCUUUACUCUUGAAGUGCAUGCAGCCGAUCGACAACCAUGAUCAUAACGAAUGACAACUUGAUGAACAUAGUGUUCACCCCCAUCUCCCUCGUCACACUGCUCGGCUUCUUGAAUCAUGUCUACCGAGUCUACACCAGAGUGGAGUCCAUCUGGAGGACAGUGUUCAAGGAGGAUGUUACCGGAAAAGUCGUUCUCAUUACCGGAGCAUCUUCCGGCAUCGGCGAGCAUCUGGCUUACGAGUACGCCAAGAGAGGAGCCUGCCUUGCUCUGGUUGCCCGGAGAGAGGAUCGCCUCCGCCAUGUCGCCUCCAAAGCAGAGGAGAUGGGUAGCCCUUACGCUCUGGUCAUCCAGGGUGACGUCACCAACGCCGAAGACUGCCGCCGGUUUGUCAACACAGCUGCGACGGUAUUUGGCAGAUUGGAUCACCUGGUAACCAACGCCGGAGUUUGUCCAGUCAGCUUGUUCGAGGACAUCCCUGACGUCACCCAACUGGCCCCGUCAAUGGACAUAAACUUCUGGGGAUCAGUGUACAGCUCCUACUUUGCAAUUCCACACCUGAGGGAGACCCACGGGAAGAUCGUAGUAAUAUCUUCGUGUGCGUCGUGGCUGCCUGCUCCGAGGAUGAGCUUCUACAAUGCAAGCAAAGCAGCGCUAGUUGCCAUGUACGAGACGCUGAGAGUGGAACUGGGAACCGAAAUCGGAAUCACAAUCGUCACCCCUGGGCUAAUCGAGUCGGAAAUGACAGGCGGCAAGUUCCUGAAUCAACAAGGCCGACUGGGAAUGGAUAAAGAAAUGAGAGAUGUUCAACUGAGCGUGAUGCCUCUGGAGUCCACCGCCGAAUGUGCAGAAGCAAUUGUUAACAGCGCACUGCGGGGAGACAAGUACUUGACAGAGCCAGAAUGGUACCGGUCAAUAUUCUGGGUGAAGGCGUUUUGCCCUGAUGCCAUCGAGUGGAGCAACCGAUUCUUUUUGCUCCCGCCGCCUGGCCGCUCAGCCGAUGAUGCCCCCAGCAAGAAGAUUGCUGACAUCGCGAAUCGGUGCAAGGAAUCCAUCUUCUGGUUUCUGGAGAUUCUUCCAAGUCUAGCCACCGGAAGUUUCCUGCUUGACCAUAAUUAACAGUCUCCAAACAUUUCCCUCCGACAGAAAGACAGAAAGAUCUACGGCUACUACUGGCCUAGUGUAGUUCGGGGCUUCAUUCUGUUGUAGAAUGUUACAUCAUUGCGUUCUCUUGUAUGAGUAAUUCACCUUGUCCAGCAAAUAAAUUAUAACUUCCCUU